AUGACAUUCCUUGGAGGAAAGAAUGCAGAUUUAAGUUGUGGCAUCACCAAGAACCAGACCUCAACAAUGAGUCUCAGAAGCAAACGCAGCGGAUCUCGCCCAGGACUUUAUGCGUCCUCUGGCUUCAGCAGCAUGUCCAUGGGCUCCUACAACAUCCCAAAUAUGAGCAACGGGGUGAACAUGGGGCCCCCUAUUACAGCAGUGACCAUCAACCAGAGCCUCCUCGCCCCAGUCAACAUCUCCAUCGACCCCACGGUGCAGGCAGUCCGCACUCAGGAAAAAGAACACAUUAAGACUCUCAACAACCGCUUUGCCUCCUUCAUUGAUAAGGUGCGAAACUUGGAGCAGGAGAACAAGAUGCUGGAGACCAAGUGGAGCAUGUUGGACGGUCAGACCAAGGCCGUGUCGCAGACGGAGCCCAUGCUGAAGGCCUACAUCGCGUCUCUGCAGCGACAGCUCGAGCACCUGAACAACGAUAAAUCUCGCCUGGAAAUGGAGAAUGCAGUCAUGCACAAGAACGUGGGCGACUACAAGUCAAAGUAUGAAGACGAAAUCUCCAGGAGGAAUGACGCAGAGAAUGACUUUGUUCUGCUCAAAAAGGAUGUUGAUUCGGGGUAUUUAAGCAAAGUGGAACUGCACGACAAAGUGAUUUCAAUCGAUGAGGAGGUGAACUUCCUCAAGGCUGUCUAUGACGCUGAGAUCCGUGAGCUGCAGGAAAGCAUGAAGGAAACGUCGGUGGUGGUGCAAAUGGACAACUCCCGUGGCCUCAACAUGGAGAAGACCCUCGCUGAUGUGAAGAACCAGUACGAGGAAAUCGCCGGUCGCAGCCGAGUGGAGGCAGAGAACUGGUACAAGACGAAGUUUGACAAAAUGGCUGAGGAGGCUGACCAGUACGGGAGCGAGCUAAAAAACAGCAAGAGCGAAAUUUCUGAGCUGACAAGAAUGAUCGGCCGUCUGAGGAACGAGAUCGAGGCCGUAAAGGCUCAGCGUGCCGCACUGGAAGCUCAGAUCAGGGAGGCAGAGGAGCGCGGUGACCUGGCCAUCAGAGACGCCAACGCUCGCAUCCACGACCUGGAGCUGGCUCUGCAGAGGGCCAAGCAGGACAUGGCCCGACAGCUCAGGGAAUACCAGGAGCUCAUGAACGUCAAACUGGGCCUGGACAUCGAGAUCUCCACAUACAGGAAACUGCUGGAAGGAGAGGAACAGAGGCUUGGACAAGAAACAAUCUUUAACAUUCAGACAGUGCCCAACAGAAGCUACUCCAAGAACAAGCUUCAGAGAAGAACAUCAGGUCCCCUUGUCAUCAAGACCGUGGAAACCAACGAUGUGACAUACAACAACGACUUGUAA
This is a messenger RNA of Knipowitschia caucasica, 1350 nucleotides long. Lineage: Eukaryota; Metazoa; Chordata; Actinopteri; Gobiiformes; Gobiidae. The record is from the annotation of a GenBank genome assembly.